Alternaria burnsii is the source of this 207-nucleotide messenger RNA. RefSeq lists its product as uncharacterized. The transcript has 2 exons. Lineage: Eukaryota; Fungi; Ascomycota; Dothideomycetes; Pleosporales; Pleosporaceae. The coding region runs from base 1 to 207 and encodes 68 amino acids. The record is from RefSeq and is a predicted model, not a curated record.
AUGGAUGAUGGCUUGAGGGCAAUCAAGCCUAUUGCCCAAGGUUGCUUCUUUCUCAAACUCAACUGCGCUUUCUUCAUCGAUGUCAACGCUGAUUUCGUACGAGCUUGUACUGGUCGCUUCACUAGCGGCGAGAACAGCGUUAACAGUCACGUUCUUGGUCAUGUCCUUGCUGGUAUUGGUAGUCUUACCGAAUGCAACGCGUGGUGA